AGUACAUAUUGGCAAUAUUGCUCAUUUGAUCUCUUCUGCAAAGUUGCUUGGACAAAUUAGCAUCAUGUAAUGACUACUCUGGUUGGAAACUGCUGAGAAAUAGGAAUAUCAGAGAAGAAACGUGUCUUACUCGAAGAUCUAUGGUGGCUGGACCAAAACAAGGGCCAGAACUUUUAGUUGCCAAGACCUAAACUCAGACUGCCAGAGGUGACACAAUCACAAAUCCAUAUGGAGGAUGAACCUCCUCCUCAAGGAGUCAGUGCCAAGGCCUUGGAGGCAACACUGUUGUCAGCCCUGAAGAUGCUGGAUGUUGGGAAAUGGCCGAUUUUUUCUCUCUGUUCCUCAGAAGAGAUCAAGUUAAUCCGUCAAGCCUGUGUCUUUGGUAGUGCUGGUAAUGAAGUGUUGUAUACAACUGAAAAUGAUGAGGUUUUUGUGCUUGGCAUGAAUUGCAGUGGCUGUUUGGGAACAGGAGACAUGCAGAGCACCAUAGAGCCAAGGAGGUUAGAUUCUCUAUGUGGCAAAAAGAUAGCCUGCCUGAGUUAUGGAAGUGGCCCUCAUGUUGUUCUUGCUACAGAAGAAGGAGAAGUGUACACGUGGGGUCAUAAUGCUUAUAGUCAGCUGGGAAAUGGUACAACAAAUCAUGGUUUUGUUCCCUGUCAAGUCUCUACUAACUUGGUGAACAAGAAAGUCAUUGAGGUUGCCUGUGGCUCUCACCAUUCUAUGGUGUUAACCUCUGAUGGAGAGGUAUACACAUGGGGUUAUAAUAACUCGGGCCAGGUUGGAUCUGGUUCAACAGCAAAUCAACCAAUUCCUCGAAGAGUUACCAGCUGCCUACAAAAUAAAAUAGUGGUGAAUAUAGCUUGUGGACAGAUGUGUUCUAUGGCUGUGGUGGAAAAUGGUGAGGUCUAUGUCUGGGGGUACAAUGGGAAUGGCCAGCUGGGGCUGGGCAGCAGCGGCAACCAGCCCACGCCGUGCCGGAUCGCAGCCCUGCAGGGCAUUCGUGUGCAGCGGGUUGCCUGUGGCUAUGCACAUACAUUAGUGCUAACAGAUGAAGGUCAGAUAUAUGCCUGGGGAGCCAAUUCAUACGGCCAGUUAGGUACUGGGAAUAAAAGUAACCAGUCUUACCCUACAACAGUUAUUGUGGAUAAGGACAGAGUUAUCGAGAUCGCCGCCUGCCACUCUGCGCACACGUCGGCGGCCAAGACGCAGAGCGGCCAGGUGUACAUGUGGGGGCAGUGCCGGGGCCAGUCCGUCACCUUCCCCCACCUCACCCACUUUGCCUGCACCGACGAUGUGUUCGCCUGCUUCGCCACCCCCGCUGUCAUGUGGCGCCUGCUCUCCGUAGAGCCUGAUGACCAUCUAACAGUAGCCCAGUCACUAAAGAAGGAAUUUGACAACCCUGAAACUGCAGAUCUGAAGUUCCUAGUGGAUGGAAAAUACAUUCAUGUUCAUAAAGUUCUUCUCAAAAUUAGGUGUGAACAUUUUCGCUCCAUACUCAAUAAUGAUGAUGAAAUUAUAGAAAUGAGUGAAUUUUCUUAUCCUGUUUACCGAGCUUUCCUGGAAUAUCUGUAUACAGACAACAUUAGGCUCCCUCCUGAAGAUGCAAUAGGGCUGCUAGAUUUGGCAACACUGUACAGAGAAAACAGACUGAAAAAGCUUUGCCAGCAAACGAUCAAACAAGGCAUUUGUGAAGAGAAUGCCAUUGCUCUUCUUUCUGCUGCUGUCAAGUACGAAGCUCAGGACUUGGAAGAAUUUUGCUUCAGGUUUUGCAUAAACCAUUUGACUGUUGUUACACAAACUCAAGGCUUUGCAGACAUGGACCAUGACCUCCUGAAAAACUUCAUUAGCAAAGCCAGCAGAGUGGGAGCAUUCCGAAAUUGAGGUCUAACUACCAAGCUGAAGAGCACAUCAUCUUCUCUUCUGGAAAUACUUUUCCUUUGGAGAACUUCUCCGUGGUCAGAAUGUGCAGUGGUUUGGAAGGAAAGUCUCAGUGUCCAUCAACUUAGGGAGUGUGUAGAAGUCCACUGACAUGUAGGCUUUGUGGUAAGGAUAGCUGCAGUGUAGCUGUGUGGUGACUGUUCAUUGCCAACAGCCACAAUUUAACACAAAAAAUCUGAUGUAGUAACUACCCUUUCCCACUCAAUGUCAAGCAAACUAAGCUUCUCAUUAUCUAGUCUGUCUAAUUUAAAUUUUUUUAAACAGUCUUUGUUUGGAUUUUAUGGGACAGUGACCUGUUUGCUGCUAAAACUUUUGUAGUGUACUUUGGUCUCAAAACUCAGUUAAUAUGCCAUAGUGGGCUUCUUUUUAUAAUCCAGUGAAGAUACAAACUUGUUUUAUAUGGAGAAGUAACGUAAGUUCUUUAGGAUGAGAGGCUUCCUGAUUUGUAGGAGGGUAUGUUUCACUUGCUGUUUAUUUAUGAGGAGCUUCAGCAGGAUAUUACAGUUCUGAGUUCCUAGCACAUUUCAUUAUUUAGCCAGAAUGAAAAGGAUCUCCCUUUCCAUUACAACAGGCAUGGUCCCUGGCACCCCAAUGGAAGCACCCACCAAGUAUGUCUGGAUGUGAAUUGUCACACUGAGAGUUUUACUGCUAAGAAAACCUAGUUACAGACCCAAAUAAGAUGUCAAGAAAAGGAAGUUCCUCUUUAGGCUUUUUUAUUCCUGUGUUACUGUCUCUCCUCAGACAGAUCAACUUCAGAAAAAUGGAGAAAAAGGUGAUUUUGAAGUGGUAACUUCAAAUUAAUUAAAUUGUAAGAGUGACCUGACACUGUAUUCCAGAUGGUGAUGAAGGUAUCUUGUCCAAUUAUGGCAUUUCAGAUUCUCCUGUGGUCAGAGCUGCUUGGUGACCACACCACUUUCCUUUCAGGGCUGUUCAGGAGAGAGGAGCUGCCCUCUGGACACCUCUCUCCCAGCAUGAUCAUCAGUGGCUGAGGUAGAGUAGAUGCUUCAUUCCUAGCUGGCUGAAGUGAGCUAAGGUGAAAAGCCCACCCAGUGCUGCACAGAGGGAGGUUUGCCCCAUUACAGAAGAUGUGGAGCUCAUGGAGCAUUUACUUGAAUUUUCUGACAGGUAACUGAAUUAGCCCUGAGAAAUUAAGGUUUUGAGUGAAGUGACUUCAAGUGCCUUUUGCAGUAUUUUAUGAUUAGGGAAGACAAAAAGCUGGAUUACCAGGCUCAGUACACUAAUAUAAGUAGUCAUGCAGCCUUCCUGCAGAUCCCUGCUGUGCCACAGCAUCCUUCAAUGACCUUUUCUAAUCCUCAAAUGUGGUUUCUAAGAACUUCAUUUCCUUUAACACAUUCUCAUGUCUAAGCUAGAAAUAGCUGUUUUUUACUAUAUUGGAGGCUCAUUUCUUUGAGGAAGAGUAGCAGGAAGAAGAGCAGCACAUACUCAGAAAGGAGUAUGAGUAGUACCCCUUUCACCUCAAGCCCUGUGGGUGUGAGUGAAAGGUGAAGUAUGCAGGUAUCAGAAUUUACUUAGGAAGAGGGUGAUGAGCAAAUAUUUGAGAAAAUGCUGUGGUAAAUAUUUAUUUGUGUUUGAGACAUUUGCCUCAGACUCUCACUAGAAAUAUAUUGGGUCUUCUACUGCUAACAAGCACAUUCUGCCACCCCCUCAGUGAUGAGUACAACUUCCUCCAGCAGCGUUAAGUCCAUUCUUAGCAGCUGUGUCAGUAUUUUGUAUUCAAACAGAAGUGGUCAAAAGCUUUCCAAUGCAUAAUGCAGAUUCAUCAAAAACACAACUUUGCUGGGGGAGGAGAUCAGUUUUCUUAAAUUUGUGUUGAGAAGCACUUGACACUAGCAUGUGCAGACAGAGGUUACUGCAGUGAAACAGUAGCAUGGUAGGGCACAACUUUACUGCCAGCCUAUGUGCUCUAGCCCAGCACUGAUCAUACCAAAGCAUGGACACAAGGGAUUCUAUGUAAACCAAGGCUGUUUAUCCUAGGUUAAGCCAGAUUAAGAUGCCAGAUUUGCCUCCCAGCACAUCCUUAAGGGUAGCAGUGCAUGGAAUGAGGGUGUACAACCACAUCCCAGCCUUGGGACAGCAGCUGGCACCAGCCCCUGUCCCACCUGCCCCAUAGCAUCGACACUGGCAUACAUCCAGUCACUGGGAAAUGGAACCAGCUGGGCACCUCCACCCCUGCUACUGGCUUCUCAGGGGUCACUCCAGCUGUCCCAGGGUGUGUAUUAUGAAAGGUCUCUCCACAUGUUUCUGUUGUUUUACUCAGAAGAAUCAAACAACUAUAAAUGUGAAAUGAUGAGGAGUUUUGGACUCAACAUCUGAGCAGAAGCCUUCUCUGGCUCUCUGGGGACACUACUGCAAGUAAUGAUAGCACUGGAGAGGGACACCACUCUCCUCCAUUAGCUCGAGUUAAUAACAAAGUAGUUCAACAGAGAUUGCAGCUGAAAUGGCAUGCUGCUUGGAACAAGGCAUUUUUGGCUUAAUAGAACCAAGUGUCAUUUUUUUUCCAAUUUACUUUGUACCUGCUCAUUAUUUCCAACCAACCAUACAGAUUAAAGCCUACUUGCAAUUUCAGAAUAAUUGACAAAGCCUGUAAUUUUGAGAAAAAGCAGCUCUGAACUGAAUGAGGGUGAUUCUAAAGGUCUGAUGUGUCAACAAUGAUUUUAUUCUGUAUCAUAUGACCUGGAUGUGAUAGUGUUACAUUCAUAGAAACAUUUAUUUAUUUAAUUUUUUUAUUUUUUGUUGCAUGUGUUCAAAAAAACCACUCUUACUGGCUUAUGUGGUUAAAUGUGGGUGCAUGGAUGUAAAUAAGCUUGAAACCCAACCAUGGGAAAUUUCAGAAGAAAUAAGGGAUGCAUUUUACUGUUGUGAGAUAGUCUGCAACAACCUUGUGUUUGUAGAUCUUGCAGGUUAAAUACUUAAUAAAGUAUUAUUCUGUUUUAGGAUACCACAGACAAAAGGUAUUUAUUAAAAAGCAAAAGUCUGGUCAAGCAGAAAACUGUGUCUGGGGUUUAAAUAAAGAACAAUGUUCACUUUCCAGAAAGAAGUCUGGAAAGAAAAAGAAAUUACAUGGGUAGGGUCAUUUGAAGGUUCUCCUAAGUUACUGAAGCUAAAAGCCACCACUGCAUUGUCAUCUAGUACCCAGCUGUAGAGUUUUGUUACAAUGCUUGGUAACCAUGUAAACUGCUGUUUUUAUAUGACCUGAACAUUUUCAUGGGCUUUCCUUGUAAAACAAAGCAUUUAUUUGCCCCAAUAGAGGCAGGAUUCAUUGGCCACCACCCAAUAAUGUAGAAAGUUUACGGCCUGAACAUAAAUGAUUUUUUUGUUUCAAUACAAACUUACCAUUAAUAAAAAUGCCAUAAUAUUUAAAACAGUUUGAGUGGAAUUUUUUCCUUUCUUUUCAGCAAAAAUGAAGAAAGUAUAAUGCUUGUAGACUGAACUGACUGUGUGUGGGGGGGGAAAGUAAACCAGAUAAUAUUUCACAGAAGUACCUUGAAGGCUAUUUGUGUUCUUCAGGAAAUCACUGUGACCCGAUAACACAUUUGUAAGCUGGAGAUUUUCUUCAAGUGUAUCUCUACCUUUCAAAGAAAUCAAUGCCCUGGUGCUUUAGUAAACUAUGGUUAAUAAAAUGGUUCUCAGAAUACCAAUCAUUGUUUCUUAAGCAAAUGUAUGUUAUGACCAGCUUGUUACAUUUGAAAAUAUUUCAGCAUUUGGAAACAGUGGACAGCAGGAAGAGAUUAAGGUAUAAACAUCAAGUGGAAAGGCUGGGAGUCAGCUCAUCCACCUUGAGAUGGCUUCACAGCCAAGCCAAUAGAUUCAAUUCCCUUAAGCACCAAACAGAAACAGGCCUUUAAAGGAUGCAAUUUACCUGACCUCAUCUUACACCCAGGGCUUCGGCUUUCUACAGAAAUUGAUGCUUUUGGUGUUAAGCAUCUAAAAUGGCCAUCAGAUUUUGUGCCCAGCUUCUGCUGUGAUUCGAAAUUUUCUUUUUUCCUGGAACAGUUUCAAUAUUCCAAGCCAUUUUUAGUACAGCAAGGUCUCACUCUAAGAAAAGCACUGUCAAACACAGUAAAA
Molecule: messenger RNA, 6024 nt
Organism: Ficedula albicollis (Collared flycatcher)
Lineage: Eukaryota; Metazoa; Chordata; Aves; Passeriformes; Muscicapidae
Gene: RCBTB2
Product: RCC1 and BTB domain containing protein 2
Exons: 14
Coding region: 229-1881 (550 amino acids)
Molecular function (GO): protein binding
Source: RefSeq, a predicted model, not a curated record